AUAAACAUACAAGAGAUAAAAGUAUCACAAGACGAGUUUAUUACUUUUAAAUUGGAUUGUACAAGAAUGACUUCUAGAAUUUUAUUCGGAAAAAACAUAUUUCAAUAUGACAGAUCAUUCAAACUUCUAUCGAAGAUUUCGUCCUCGUCAUAUCACUGUAACAGCCUUGGUCCUAUGACAGCUCAUCAUAAUAGUUUGCCUCGUCAGCCGGUUCCUCAUCUUGGAUCGACUUUAGAAAAAUAUUUAAAAGCUGUCCGUCCUCUUGUAACCGAAGACGAAUUUAAGCGCACUAAAAAGUUAGUUGAAGAUUUUGCUUCUCCUGGAGGAAUUGGUCAGAAACUUCAUUCUGUGUUACAAGAAAGAUGUAAAACUUUAGAUAAUUGGAUGGGUGAUUGGUGGACAGAGAUGGAUUUUUUAGAACUAAGACUUCCCAUAGUGGGUUUUAGUAAUCCAUGUGGGUUUUGGGCUGUUGAGAAGUUUCAAAAUAUGGAUGAUUAUCUAAGAUAUUCUGCAAGGUUAACUGUAGCUUUAUUGGAUUAUAAAAAGCAUGUUGAUAAUCAUCUAGUAGAACCUGAUAAACUAAGAAAAGAGCCAUUAGAUAUGAAUCAAUAUUUUAGAAUAUUUUCUACUUGUCGCAUCCCACAAAAAGAUUGUGAUCGUCAAAUGCUGUAUGGUCUAGAAGAAAAUCCACCAAAGCACAUUGUGGUUGUCAGAAAUAAUCAGUUUUAUCAGUUAGAAGUUUAUGACUCUCAAGGUAACUCACUUCCAGAAAGUUUACUCUUUCAAAAUUUAAAACAAAUUGUUUCUGAUGCUGAAGCACAUAAAGAUGAACCACCUCUUGGUGUAUUAACUACUGAAAAGAGAGAAACUUGGGCUGAAGCUUAUGAACUUUUAAAAAGUGAUAGUUUAAAUAAAAAGAAUUUGGAGAUUAUUCAAAGAGCAAUGUUCCUUUUAUGUCUUGACAAAAAUCCAAAAAAGAUGAAUAUAUCUAAGGAUGUAGAACACAUGCAUAAUGUAAUGCAUGGUGGUGGAAGCAAAUAUAAUGGUUGUAAUAGAUGGUAUGAUAAAUGUUUGCAGUUCAUUGUAAGUGAAGAUGGUGUCAUAGGACAUAACAUGGAACAUAGUCCAGCAGAAGGCUAUUCUUUAGUUAAAUUGGUUCAACAUGUUUCAAAUUAUGUAAAGAAUACAUCUGUUGAAUGGUUUGAUGUCCAAAAUACAACAGCUCCAACAAAAUUAAAUUUUAAUUUUUCAAAAGAAAUAUUGAAGGCAAUAGAUGUGGCAAAGGAAAACAUAAACAAAUUAAGUGACGAUAUUGAUAUAGAUUAUCUCAUUUUUAAAAAUUAUGGCAAGGAUUACCUCAAGUCAAAUAAUUUCAGUCCAGAUAGCUUUAUACAGAUGGCAUUUCAAUUAGCUUACUAUAGGUUACAUGGAUUGCGUGGUGUAUUAUAUGAAGUUGCAACAUUACAUAGAUUUUUACAUGGUAGAAUGGAAAUUGUUCAUUCCACAUCAGCUGAAGCUGUUGAAUUCUGUAAAACUAUGUUAGAUUAUAAUGCAAAUUUACGAGAAAAAGCUGUUGCUCUGAGAAUUGCUGUUGCAGCUCACAAAAAUUUAGUUCAUGAGGCUCACAGAGGUGAAGGCUUAGAUGCUCAUUUACUUGGUUUAAGAAGAGCAGCAAAAGUAAUUGGAAUCGAAGAACCAAAACUAUUUAAAGAUUAUGGAUUUCGAAUGUGUUAUUACUACCGUUUAGUUACCAGCCAGCUUCCAAUGGAAAAUAUUGAGUUAAUAGGCAGUUUUGGACCAUUAUAUGUUGAUGGAUAUGGUUUGCCCUAUGGUGUUUAUCCAGAUAAGAUAAACUUUUUUGCAUUUUCUUUGUUCCACAGACCAGAAACAACAUCGUCUAAUCUUAUUCAAGCCAUCAAUUGCUCUUUAGAAGAAAUGCAAGAAGUAGUUGAUAAAUCAGGAAAAUUAGAUUUAAAAUAUGACUUAAAUGUAGCUUAUUAAUCAUUAAAAAUUAAGUUAAUAAAUUUUUAAAUAU
This is a messenger RNA of Centruroides sculpturatus (bark scorpion), 2035 nucleotides long. Its product is annotated as carnitine O-acetyltransferase-like. Gene Ontology annotation, cellular component: peroxisome. Gene Ontology annotation, molecular function: carnitine O-acetyltransferase activity. The transcript is spliced from 14 exons. Bases 67 to 2001 code for a protein of 644 amino acids. Gene Ontology annotation, biological process: carnitine metabolic process, CoA-linked. Lineage: Eukaryota; Metazoa; Arthropoda; Arachnida; Scorpiones; Buthidae. The record is from RefSeq and is a predicted model, not a curated record.